Molecule: messenger RNA, 258 nt
Organism: Ostertagia ostertagi
Lineage: Eukaryota; Metazoa; Nematoda; Chromadorea; Rhabditida; Trichostrongylidae
Source: the annotation of a GenBank genome assembly
AUGGCGGACGCUGGAGCACAGCAAAUGUUCGCUGCGUACCUCGCGACAAGAAAUAACCCUUCGGUAAUCGCGUCUGGAAUAUUUCUUCUCUCUUCAGUAAUGGUUGAUGCGGAUGGAUAUGAUUAUUUGUACAAAAUUAUUUUGAUUGGUGACUCUGGUGUCGGAAAAUCAAAUUUGUUGUCACGAUUCGCUAGAAAUAUGUUCAGUAUCGAAUCCAAGUCGACCAUUGGUGUCGAAUUCUCGACGAGAACAAUUACG